This is a messenger RNA of Coprinopsis cinerea okayama7#130, 1590 nucleotides long. RefSeq names its product allantoate permease. The record is from RefSeq and is a predicted model, not a curated record. Gene Ontology annotation, cellular component: membrane. Bases 1 to 1590 code for a protein of 529 amino acids. Gene Ontology annotation, molecular function: transmembrane transporter activity. The transcript has 15 exons. Gene Ontology annotation, biological process: transmembrane transport. Lineage: Eukaryota; Fungi; Basidiomycota; Agaricomycetes; Agaricales; Psathyrellaceae.
AUGGCACAGAUUGCUGAAUCAUUCGAGGUAUCCUCCGACUCAGUUCGUACUAGGGACCUCACCUCUGGCUCUCCCCUCGAUGCCACGAAAGAGCGGGACGGCCUAAGGGACUCCACAGGGUCAGACCUCGCUGCCCUGGAGAAGGCCCAGGAAUCCACAGCGCCUGGCGAUGAUGCCCUGAAGAUCGUUUCCGGUGAAAUUCGAUGGGUAACCGAGGAGGAAAACAAGGCGGUCCUCCGGAAAAUCGACAGACAUAUCAUGCCGGUUCUGUUCGUGAUCUAUUUCCUGCAGUUCAUGGAUAAAACAACACUGGCACUAUCGUCUGUCUUCGGAAUCGUUCAUGACACCCAUCUUGAAGGAGAUCAGUAUUCUUUGCUGGGAUCCAUCACGGCAAUCGCGCAAAUGGUUCUCCAGCCCCUCUCGGCCUACUUCCUGGUUAGGUUGCCCCUUCCCAUCUACAUGCCAUGUCUCCUCGGCGCUUUCGAGACCUCCACGCAAGCUGCGUUCAUCUUGGUCGGCCAAAUGUGGUACAAGCGACAAGAACAAGGCAUCCGGCUCGCCAUCUGGUAUUCCAAUGUUGGAUGGGUGAAUAUCUUCGGCAGCUUGAUCAUGUAUGGCUUUGGACACGUCCAAAGCGGUCCUGUCCAGUCAUAUAACCUCGCGUUCCUCGUUCUGGGUAUCAUCACGGCGGCAAUUGGUAUUGGAGCCUUCUUUGUCUUCCCCGAUAACCCAGUCCGAUGCAAGUUUCUCACCCCGGAAGAGAAGGUCAUCGCCGUCGAGCGACUUCGCUCCAAUCAACAAGGACUCGAAACCAAAGUCUUCAAAUUCAAGCAGGUUUUAGAGACACUGCUCGAUUUGAAGAGUUGGUGCUGGAUGGGUCUCAUGCUCUUGUAUGCCAUCCCUAACGCCGCCAUUACUGUCUUUGGUCCUAUGAUUAUCCGUGGAUUUGGCUACGAUGGAUACGAGGUCAUGCUCUUUCUGAUGCCCUAUGGAGCCUUACAAGUCAUUUGCGUCCUCGUUGCAUUCUGGCUCUCCAAUAAGUACCGAUUGAAACUCCCUGUUGCUCUUCUCUUCCUCGCUCUCUGCAUCGUUGGCACAGUCAUCUUGUUUACUCAAGGACGUUCCAAGGAGAAUCAGCCUGCUCUCCUCUUCGCUUACUACCUUUUGUCCGCUUCGACCGCUGUCGCUCCUACCUUCCUCAGUUGGCAAGCCGUUAAUGUUGCUGGGCACACUAAGAAGACAUCUACUACUGCCCUGACUAUCAUGGGUUCUUACACCGGAGGCAUCGUCGGCCCUCUCCUCUUCGAACCUAAAGAUGGCCCUUACUAUCACGAUGGUAUCCUCGCGUGUAUCAUCUGCUACAGCGCCGCCGCCGUUCUGAGCUGCAUAACUGGUCUUUACCUCCACUACCUCAACAAACGUAACGAAGAACGCCGAGUUAAGGCGGGCAAAGCUGCUAAAAUCGUUGAUUAUUCCAUGAUGGAUUUCAACGAAGGUGAUGGCCAGGCUCAAGCUCAAGCCAACGUUGGCAAGCGCGCGUUUGAGGAUUUGACGGAUCUGCAGAACGACGAGUUCAUUUACGUCUUGUAG